UCAUGAUGUAUGUACAUACGCAUUCAUGAUAUUUUAUUAUGGAACCCCGAAAACCAUGUAUAUAAGUGAUAAAACAUGGAAAUUAUUCAAUACAACUGAAAAUCCUUGAUAAUGUCAGUGAAAACAGCGCUCAUUUACAGUGUUGCGUGCUGCAUCUGCUUCAGUGAAGCGGUACAAGUGACUGUGAGUGAUGGCACGCUUGAAGGCGCAAUACUGCAAACUGUAUCCUCUAACAAAUCCUACUUAAGCUUCAAAGGCAUUUCAUAUGCAAAACCACCAGUUGGUAGCCUUAGAUUCAUGCCACCUCAACCGGUUGAUCCUUGGUGCGGGGUGAAGAACGCGACUGAACACGGAUCUGUAUGUCCACAGUUUGACAUAUUUUCUGGACAGUACAUCAACGGCUCGGAAGACUGUUUAAGCCUAAACGUCUACACCCCAGAACUCAAUCCCGUAGAGCCCUAUCCAGUGAUAUUUUUCAUUCACGGAGGUGGAUACAAAAGUGGUUCAGGCGAUAGUAGCUCUUACGGUCCCGACUUCUUCAUAGAGAAAAUGGUAGUAACCGUCACAAUAAAUUAUAGACUCGAUGCGCUCGGCUUUCUCUGUCUUGACAACGAAAUAGUGCCAGGCAACAUGGGUUUGAAAGACCAAGUAUUGGCUUUGAAGUGGGUAAACAAUAACAUAAAAUAUUUUGGUGGCAACCCAAAUAACAUCACCAUCAUGGGUCAGAGCGCCGGCAGUACAUCGGUAGCAUUGCAUAUGAUAUCGCCAAUGAGCAAGGGCCUGUUCCAAAGAGCCAUAUGUUUGAGUGGGGCACCGACAUCUGAAUUCGCAAUCCCGUACAAACAGAGCAUGAGAGCAUUUAAGCUCGGUUUUGUACUCGGUAAAGACACCGACAACGCGACCGAACUCCUGGAGUUCCUGCAAGGUGUGCCCGCCAUGAGCUUGGUGAACGCAAAUGUAGCCAUACUAGGUUCCGACGCUUUGGGCAGUACUAAUGUUUUGAAGUAUUUCAAUUUUCUACCGGUCACAGAGAUAGAUUUUAAAGGCGAACACUUCCUUACUGUAGACCCCCUAGAAGCAUACAUGAAGGGCGAUGUUCACGAGGUCGAUGUCAUGUUUGGCACUACGGAUGAGGAGGCCGUCACCGCAGUGCCGUACUUCGUAGAUUCCAUUAUAAAUGUCACAGCAAAUUAUCCAGAGAUGAUUGUGCCUAAAAAGAUUUUAUACAACUGCACUCCAGAUACAGCUUUGGAAGUUUCUAAACAGAUUACAGAACGUUAUUUCGGAGAAGAGUCAAUAUCCGUAGACAAUAUGAAGACAUUCGUCAGUUUCGCAACCGACUCUUACAUAGCUGUUUCUGUACAACGGUUUUUUAGCUACUUGCCGACGCGCAGUUCCAGUCAUUUAUAUUCAUACGUGUUCUCCAGUUUCUCAAGCAGGAACUACUACGGGCUCCAGGGUGUCCCCUACGGAAUUUAUGCUGCAGGCCACAAUGAUGACCUAUCCUAUUUGUUCGAACCUCAUGCUCGUAAUUUGACGUCUGAUGUCAAUAGUGUCGAGUAUGGAUACGUAAAUCUGACUUCAACAGUCUUUUCCAACUUCAUAAAAUACGGAAAUCCAACACCCGAACCUGUGGUGAACAUCACAUGGCCCGAAUAUGACGCGCAAAGCAAAAAAUACGUGAACAUAGCCAACAAUACCCUGACCAUUGAAUCAAACAGAAUUGGUGACUCUGUGUCAUUCUUUGAGAACAUCUUCAAAUCUGUCGGAGUUCCGUUUUAAUGUGUUUGAAACACAUUAAAAUUAAGUUGACCUUAUAUUUUGAGUACAAGUAAGGUCAUAAGAAAAGUAUUCAAGAAAGAAGAAGACUAAAGUUUAGAUAAAUUGUAGAAACAUAAUAUCACCUGUAUUCCAUAGAGGUUGGCAAGGAAAGUUGCCAUAAAGGUCGAAUUGCCAUUUUGCACGAUCUUGACAUAUAAUUACUUUUCAUUUAUCUCACGCUACUUUGUCGGUUUAGAAUAGUUGCUCUUUUAACUUUAAAGAAGUGUUAGAGUAAAAUGUACGUUGUCCUGAAUCUUUAAUAAAUGUUCUCAUUAAAUCCAUGUUAUAUAAAGCUGAA
Messenger RNA from Manduca sexta (tobacco hornworm), 2119 nucleotides. RefSeq names its product venom carboxylesterase-6-like. The transcript has 4 exons. Lineage: Eukaryota; Metazoa; Arthropoda; Insecta; Lepidoptera; Sphingidae. The record is from RefSeq and is a predicted model, not a curated record. Bases 112 to 1782 code for a protein of 556 amino acids.